GUUUUUCAUCAUCAUCAUCUAUAUUGUUAAUGAUCAUUGAGCAAAAAUUGUCAUUUUUUUUGUUUAAUUUUCACAUGUGAAUCGUUUAUUGUUGGAUAAAUUAUCAGUUUUUAUCAUUUCGGUCAAUUUCGUUUGUUUGUUGUCAUCAUCAUCAUCAUCGUUAACAACUAUCAUUGCAACAACAACAACAAAAAAAAAAAAUCUUGUUGGCCUUUAUCAUUUGUGAUCAUUGUUCAUGGUUUUGUCCAAGACAAAAAAAAACAUCAUCAUCAUCAUCAUCAUCGAAGUAAGAAACAAACACGACAACAUUAUCUACACACAAUUUUUUUUUAAUUAAACCUUACUAUUCAUCAAAAAUUUCAAUGUGAAUUUUUUUUUAAUGUGCAUCUCAUCUAUUGUAUGAAAAAAAAUUGAAAAUUUGUCUUUUUGUCGUUGUAACGAUCACCAUUAUAAAAUAAUCAACAACCAACGUUUAUAUAGUGUUUAUGUUUGUGUGUGUGUGUGUGUGGUUGAUAAUAGUGAUAAUCAUCAUGUCCUGUUCAGCUGUAACAUUGUCCGUGGCCACUGUGCUUUCGGUCAUUGCUGUUGCUUGUUUAGCUAUCGGUUUUAGUACCGAUAAUUGGUAUGAAAUACGAGUUGAUACGAAUCGAACUCGUCAAUAUUUGGAUGCUAUCAACAAUGAUGGUGGUGGUGGUAGUUUACCAUCCGAUUAUGAUUCAAAUUAUCUUUAUUAUUCACGUGAUGAAGGAUUAUUUCGUGUUUGUUUUGCUGAUAAAAAACCAAAAGAAUUGUCAACAUAUUUGUCGCCAACACAAACCGAAUGUUUCAAUAUUGAUUAUUAUAUACCAGAAAAUAAAGAAUCGGACAGCUUUACGGAUACACGAUGGGAACGCUUACAUAUGGCACGAUCAGUAGUGGCUUUAUACAUAAUGGCAUUUUUUUUUAUAAUCCUUUCAUUUUUCACCGGUGUUGCAGGAUGUUGGAAACGAUCACAUGCAAAUCUUGUUUCCACUGGAUUGUUACAAUUAUUUUCUUCAUUGAUGGAUGCUGGAGCAAUGGGAUUAUGGCAUGCGGUUCAAUUUUAUGAUCACCAUAAAUUGAAAGAUGAAUAUUCGUAUGCAGCAUGGCCUGAUGUCCUUAAACAACCGGGCGUUACCGAAUUCUAUUAUGGAUGGUCAUAUAUAAUUGCAUGGAUUGGCAUUAGUCAAUUAUUGGUUGCAUCAAUCAUGUUUUUAUCUGCCGCUAGAUGUAUUCGUAGUGAAAAACGUUUGGAACAAACAAAAAAUAUGCAAUAUUUAAUGCCUGUUUAUCCGGACAAACGUAGCCCAUAUGGUUUGAAUUAUGCAUAUGCAUAUCCUGGCCCAUACACUUAUCAUGGAUCUCAAUAUGGAAUGGGACCAUAUGCAUAUUGAUCAAAUUUUGGAAGAAAUUCAUUCAUAGGAUGAUGAUUUAUAACGGCUUGUCGUUGAAAAUACUUUAAAAAUACCUUUUGUCCAUCACGGGCCAUACUAAAGAUAAAUGAACCGUAUCGAAAUCAAUUGAAAGCGAUUUUUUUUGUCUCAUUCAUUAUCAUCAUCAACAAUAUCAUUUUCGCUUGUGUUGCCAAUUCAAAAAAAACCCACAGAAAAACAAAAUUCAAAUUCCGCAUAAACCUUGAAUCGUUUUUUACUCGAAAAAAUAAUUGCCAUAAAGAAAAAAAUUAAUCCGAUAAUUUCAGAAAUACAAAUCGACAAUACGGUAAAUAUGGCGUAUUAUCAUUUCCGAAAUAAAUAAAUAAAUCGGUCACAAUUAAAAGAUUACCCGAAAAGAAAAGAAUGGACAUACCAUUUUACUCACACACACACACACACACACGCAUACCUGCACAUAUACAAAUUGGAUCUCUGUAUACUUUGUGUGUAUUCAUCACAGCCAAUUUGUUCCAAUCAAUUAAUCAUCAUCAUCAUCAUUUUUUAAAAAACAAAUUUUGUGUAUGUUUUUUCCCUCGUUUUUUUUUAUUUGAAGCUCAAUAACACACACACACACACACACACAUUUGUUCCAAAACCAAAAACGAUGUACGUGCCAGUUUUGUGCUUGAAAAUUAUUUUGGAACUUUUUAAUCUGAUAAAUUAUUUGAUUCUUUUUAUUAUUAAUUAUCAAUCUUUAUU
This is a messenger RNA of Dermatophagoides farinae (American house dust mite), 2150 nucleotides long. RefSeq names its product claudin domain-containing protein 1. Lineage: Eukaryota; Metazoa; Arthropoda; Arachnida; Sarcoptiformes; Pyroglyphidae. The record is from RefSeq and is a predicted model, not a curated record. Gene Ontology annotation, cellular component: membrane.